CAGCCAUCGUAACAAUAACAACUUUAUCCUUGCAAUAGGCUGAUCUUUAAACAAGUGGCUGAAGAAGUUGGUUCUCCUAAAUCAAAGCCAGAGGGCUCAGCGCAAGGAAGUCAUGCUGGAGAGCAAUGAGAAUGUUGCUUCUGUGGCAGGUGAUUGGCAGGACGCUGAGAGUUACGGAGAAUCCUCUGUGGAAUCAUCAGAAACAACCAGCCCUGAAGCAGGAAAAGAGACAUUUCAAAAUCAAAAAGAGCCUCCAAAACCAUUAAAGAGCAGGAAGAAAUCUUCCACCUUUCAGGAUGCUGACAUCCAUGAACUCCUGGUCCCACAAGAGGGUCACCAAGGGAAGUGGAGGAUCAAGUGUCCUGUGUGUGGGAAGAUAUGCAAAUAUAAAUCAGACUUCAACAGGCACCGCGUGACCCACACAGGGGAGAAGCCAUAUCAAUGUACAGAGUGUGGAAAGAGCUUCAGUGACAGUGGAACUCUUACUGCACAUCAAAGAACCCACACAGGGGAGAAACCAUACAAAUGUACAGAGUGCGGGAUACGCUUCAAUCGUAGUGGAAGCCUCAAGAGGCACAAGAGAACCCACACAGGGGAGAAACCCUAUCAGUGCCUGGAAUGCGGGAAAUACUUCAGCCUGAAAUCGAUCCUCACCACACAUCAGAGAACCCACACGGGGGAGAAACCCUUUAAGUGCAUGAAUUGCGGAAGAAGCUACAGUCGUAAGGGCAGCCUUGAUAGGCAUCAGCGGGAUCACCCCGGGGAGCAAGCCUACAUCUGCGCAGAGUGUGGGAAGAGCUUCAUUGUCAGCGAUAACCUUCCCGCGUAUCAAAAUCACUACACAGGGGAGCAACCGUAUAAAUGCAUUGAUUGUGAAAGUCGAGUCAUCAAUUUAGUCUAGUUUCUGUCAAAGCCUACUCCCAAAAAGGAAGCCAUCUAAAGGAGGAGAAACCUAAUGUUGUAUGGGAGGCCAAAAGAGACCUUAAAGGAUCCAGAGAAGGGCAAAAGUUUAUAUGUUUGGAAUGUGAGAAGAGCUUUGGUGUGAAUGGCAAAUGGUCUUCACACUGAAGAAGUCACACAGGGAAGAGACCAAUAGGUGGGCUGUGAAGUUGAAAUCAUUUACUGGACAUGGGUGAUUCUGCACGGGGGGAGUCGUAAUUAAUUACACAUCCAGAGAGAGAGAGAGAGUGAAAAAAAACCAAGGGAGGUAUAGAAAAAAGAUUGAUAAUUGCAGAAAUUUUAAAGAACUCUCUCAACCUGGUUUCUGGAUUCAGCCUCUGCCUGACUUCUACGAAGUUCCCCUUUCCAUUCAGAACCCUCCCAUUUGGGCACAGAAGGACUCCCCAGUCCUUGGUGAAGUGUUUUGAAUGGGUUGGGGGAAGCCGUUAUGGUCAGAAGGGACAUGGGGGUAAGCUUGGGCCAGCCCCAUCACUCAGACUUCACUCUGGAUCCAAUCCUGUUUUGCUAUGUUGUGAGGGGGGAGUGGGAAUGGGAGGUUAAUUCUGAAAGGCAGCUAGAAUUUAUUAACAUAAAGCUAAACAGAGUCAGCAAACAGCGUUGGUCAAAUCAUGCAAUUCUUCCCGGAAGAAGGAAGAACUAAAAUUGUUUGACAGUAAGAUGCUGGAAUGAAGAGAGUUGAAAGAGGCACAUUCUAAAUCUAGUUUAUGGUAAGUUGAACUGUAUAACUUGUAAGCCUUUCUUUGGUCAUGAAGUAAUUGUGAAAUGUAAAAUAAAGUAGAAACAACUGUCAAAGCAAAUCAGGUCGUUUUGAAAGUGCAGCAAAUACUGCUCAAGAGACCCACAGGAGGAGGAGGAAGAUUGUCCCCUGUUCAGUUCCUAAUUAAAGGAACUGAAUUCUUGGCCUCAGAGAGGUAGCAGGGUAUGCUCGUGUGUUUGUGUUUUUGUCUUGGAGUGGACAAUAGUGAAAUCACCUACCUUGCUACUUUGUGAAAGAAGAUAAUCCAGUGGAGGUCUUUGACCAAGGAAAUGAAGCUAAUGUGGGGAGAGGAUGGAACAAAGAAAUAAAAC
Python bivittatus (Burmese python) is the source of this 2028-nucleotide messenger RNA. The record is from RefSeq and is a predicted model, not a curated record. NCBI's taxonomy places the organism in Eukaryota, Metazoa, Chordata, Lepidosauria, Squamata, Pythonidae.